This is a messenger RNA of Suillus discolor, 585 nucleotides long. RefSeq lists its product as uncharacterized. The record is from RefSeq and is a predicted model, not a curated record. The annotation marks the transcript as partial. Lineage: Eukaryota; Fungi; Basidiomycota; Agaricomycetes; Boletales; Suillaceae. The transcript is spliced from 2 exons.
UCAACACGGAAUUCUCGCAUCGAACGAUUGUGGGUUGAAGUAGGCACACAGUUUGUACGCCGGUGGCGGGGGUUCUUUACCAGGCUCGAACGACUUCAUAAACUUGAUGUCGACAAGCCUGGGCAUCUGUGGCUCCUCAGUGUGCUUUUCUUAAAUGCGCUCAAUGAUGAUUGUCGACAAUUUCAACAAGAAUGGAAUUUGCAUCCUAUUCGUGGUUCUGAUACCAGGGAUCGAAGCCCUCAGGAUAUGCGCCUUCUAGGACAGGCAUCAUUAGGUAUCUAUGAAGACGAGUUUGAGGGAAUCUGUCCUACAGUUCUGCAGCGCUAUUAUGGUAUUCAUGGCAGGGAGGUUGUCCGUCAUCGAAAUCAGACAGGUGCUGGCCACCCAAGUGACGAGGCGGAUGAACCAGAAGAAGAUGAUAUUAUUGGCCGCAUUGAGCAGGAACAAGCAAAUGAUGUCCAGCAUGAUGCUGUUGAGGUUCCAGACAGCAAUACUCCUUUUCGGAACGAAGAGGAUGAAAGUAUGUUCUUCGAAACACUUGAGGAGGUUGUCAUGGAGGGGAUUGUACCGGAGGGAUACAAUUUA